UGGGGUAAACAGAACCGGUGCUGUGAGGAGAUACAUGUGUGCCUUUUGAUAGACUGAUGCACUGAGUUUGAUUCAUUGCACAUAUGCAGGGUUACAUUGAUUGCCACUGUCACAUUUCUGCAGCAGAGUUUGACAACGACAUCGAUGCUGUCGUUGAGAAUUCAAAGAAAGCGGGGAUAGUAGCACUUCUGGCUGUAGCAGAACAUGCAGGGGAGUUCGAGAAAAUCAUGGAGCUGUCCCAGAGGUUUUCUGGCUUCAUCCUGCCCUGCCUUGGAGUCCAUCCCGUCCAGGCAGUGGAUGAGACACAGCAGAGGGGGGCUAUCCUUGAGGAUCUUAAUGCAGCUGUGCCCCAGAUUGAGAAAUACAAAGACCACCUUGUGGCUAUCGGAGAGGUAGGACUGGAUUUCACUCCGAGGUUUGUAAGCUCUGAUGAUGGAAAGGACCAGCAAAGACAGGUGCUUAUUCGUCAGGUGGAGAUUGCCAAACGACUGGGUCUUCCCCUAAAUGUCCAUUCAAGAUCUGCUGGCCGUCCCACAAUUCAUCUUUUGAAAGAGCAAGGAGCAGAGAAUGUUUUACUUCAUGCAUUUGAUGGAAAGCCAUCAGUUGCAAUGGAGGGUGUAAAGGCUGGCUAUUUCUUUUCCAUACCUCCUUCCAUCAUAAGAAGUGAACAGAAGCAAAAGCUAGUGAAACAGCUACCAUUAGAGAACAUAUGCUUGGAAACAGAUUCUCCUGCCCUGGGCCCAGAGAAGCAGGUGAGAAAUGAACCAAAGAACAUCUCCGUAUGUGCAGAGUACAUCGCCAAGAUCAAGGGUGUUCCUUUGGAGAGGGUGAUGGAGGUGACGACGCAGAAUGCUCUUCGUCUCUUCCCCAGACUGAAGACAUUCUUGCCCGUAUGAAUAACUAGCUUCACAUCACUGAACAUUUGAGCCAUGUCCUCAGAGUGUUCCAAUGGUUCUGCUGUCUGCUUGGUGGUCAUCAGUGGUCAUUUGAUUUUAUUUGGAUCAUCAGUGGUAAGGCGACAUGCCUUACAUUAAUUUUUUUAUUCAGGACUUGGAAAAUGUCAUCAACUGCCUUGAUGGUCUUAAACAGAUAAACAAGGUGUGUUUUUGGCAUGCUCUCAGAAUCAUCGCAGAAGCUAUUUAAUUUCAACCAAAACACAUAAUGCACAUGUUGGUAAACCACAUAUUGGUAAAUGUCCAUCAAGUAGUAUAUUUGAUAUACAGUAUACCCUGGGUAACAGCCAUAAUUUACAUUUAUGGUGAUACAAAGACAAAACACGUUUCCCCACCAUCAGUGCUUGACAUUGGUCAAUUAACAUUCUAGAAAAAGAUUCAGACGGUAUCACUUUUCCAGUGUGUGGUUAAUUUUAGUAAGAAACCCUGUGGAGCCAUCAAAGCCAUAGAGAACCUCGAGAACCCGUCUGUUUCACCAUUUGACAUGGUAUUCUCAGCAUAUGAUGGGCUGACUGAUGCAUAUUGCAUACUUUGUUAGAUACGGAAUAAAUUCAAAAGCUGCAGUAAAUAAUGUACAUACUAUAUGCACAGUUAUUUAUGCACCACAUUACCACCAGAUUUGUGAAUGGUAAUUUUCGAAUAAAUAUG
Messenger RNA from Sardina pilchardus (European sardine), 1601 nucleotides. RefSeq names its product putative deoxyribonuclease TATDN3 (gene tatdn3l). The transcript is spliced from 10 exons. Bases 84 to 896 code for a protein of 270 amino acids. The record is from RefSeq and is a predicted model, not a curated record. NCBI's taxonomy places the organism in Eukaryota, Metazoa, Chordata, Actinopteri, Clupeiformes, Clupeidae. Gene Ontology annotation, molecular function: hydrolase activity, acting on ester bonds.